This is a messenger RNA of Zeugodacus cucurbitae (melon fly), 3134 nucleotides long. RefSeq names its product polyadenylate-binding protein-interacting protein 1 (gene Paip1). The record is from RefSeq and is a predicted model, not a curated record. Gene Ontology annotation, biological process: regulation of translational initiation. The transcript is spliced from 2 exons. NCBI's taxonomy places the organism in Eukaryota, Metazoa, Arthropoda, Insecta, Diptera, Tephritidae. The coding region runs from base 433 to 1956 and encodes 507 amino acids. Gene Ontology annotation, molecular function: translation activator activity; RNA binding; protein binding.
UGGGGAAUAAUUGAAAUGCUUGAUAUUUAGAAGUUUGUCAUGUGUGAUGUGUUAAAUUUGACAACGAUGGCUGUCAAGCCAAGCCAUUAAGAAAGGUGAAAAAUGUAAAACGACAUUGGAUAGAUUAAAAAGUUAAGAAAACGAAGUCGAAGAAAACAGAAAACGAGUUCACCCGCCUGACCGCCAGCGUGUCUAUUGGCCAUCAUUGAUAGAAGAGAGAAAAGUUAACGAAUAGCUUAUAAGUAGAAUACUGCAAUAAAAUACAGAAUUGAAGGAAGUUAAAUAACAUUUUCGAAAGUUAUAUGAAUAGGAGUUUUCAGAAUCUGUACAACGAAUCGAAUCCCAUUUCCAAAUUAUAUAUUCUGUCAAAACGAAUCGUAAAAAAGAAAAUCGAACCAACUUAUAAUAAUAAUUUGAACGCAAUAAAAAAUUAUGGAUAUAACACCGGGUCGUGCCCCAUUUACUGAGGAUGAGGAUUAUACCCCAUUACGGAAGCCAAAAUCGGCUACAAAUACGCCUACACACGGCGCUACGUCUCUGAAUGCAAAUACCUGUGACGCAUAUGGUCGCACGGUAUCGCCAUCAAAACUAUCACCAUAUGCUAAAGAAUUUGUGCCACGCUUUGGUGGCACCGGUAGUAAUUCUGCCGCAGGCGCUCAGGAGAGAUUAGAACGACAUCAGCAACAGUACAAUCAACAAACCUAUCAACAAUAUCAUCAGCAGUCAUCGCGACCACACCGUUAUUCCAAUGGUUACCAACAGAAUAAUCAUCACAGCCAUAAUCAACAGCAAUACGGUCACCAAGUCACCUCACUAACGGCAUCCGUGCAAGAGCGUUUAAAGAUAGGAUCCGCCUCCGGUAGCAGUGGGAACAAGAAUACUGCCAAUAACUAUUAUAGCCAAAAUCAAUCACAUCAACAUCCCAGGCAUAAUAAGCAUCAUAAUCAACAUCAUGGUGGACAAGGACGCUAUCAACGUCACAAUAAUUCGGGCGCAUCAAAUUCAAAUGCUGGCAGUGGUAGCACUAACUCAGAUGUAGAGACAAUUGCACUCGACUAUUUGAGAACAGUGAUUCAAUGUCUGAAUCAAAAUCCUGGACAGUUUGACACAACUGCUACACGGUUUCUUAACAUAUUCGAGGGUAUGGAGAAUAACCAAUAUGUACUUUCAAAUGCAAUGGAGGAUAUUUUCAAUGAAUCCAUACAGAAUCCGAACUUCCGCUAUAUGGGCGCUAAGCUCUACAAUCUUUUGCAUAUGCUCAACUUGAAGAAAGACUCACUUUUCCACACAUUGCUCAAAUGCAAGUUGGACUAUCACCAGCAAGAGGUUAUGCAAUAUAUGAAGACGAAUCAGCAACAAAAAGUGCGUGAAACAGCUCUCUUCCUCGCUGAAUUAUAUAUGCAGUUGCGUGGUGAUGACACUCGCAUCCAUCUAAUUGCCGAAAAUAUAGUGUACUCACUGAAACAGCUACUGUCGAAGGAGUCUUCCGACAAUAUUCGUUGCAUUUGUUUAACACUCAAAUUAGCCGGUUAUGAUUUGACUGCAGACUGCCCAAUCGAAAUGCGUGAAAUCAUUGAGAUUUUACAAGCUGUGAACCAUAAGUCACAGGGUAAAUAUCCGCUAGCAGCUAAUGUAAUAUCUUUGCAGAAGAACAAUUGGGGACGCAAAUUGAAUUCGCCAACAGCCGAAGUUGAAGCUGCAGCUGCAGCGGCGUCCAGAGCACCAGAACCAUUACGCAUGAGCGACGAACCUAUAUUCUAUGGGCCAGAUGGGCGUGAGUUGACGGCAGAAGAAACCGAUUUCUUAUCCGAUGGUGCAGCGGCUGUGCCGGGCAGUGGUUCCACCGAUGAAGACGGCGAAGGUGGCGAUCUCGAUAUUGAUCUUGACCCAGAAAUGGAUGAGGAGACCGAAAAGGCUUACAAAGAGUUUUGCAAGCAAAAUAACGCUAGUACAUAGGUAAAGGCAACACAAUGCACUAGUUUAGUAAUGUGUAGUCGGCGGAAACCACUUGAAUAUUUUCCAAAACCGAAACAGAAUAAUUCCGCCAUAUUCAAUGUUUCCACACAUUCUUACCGAGUAAAAACAAACAAAUUUGUACACAGAUAUAUAUGAGCAUAGUGCCCUGCCAAUGUAUUAUUAAGUGUCUAGCUAAUUUCAAGGCAUAUUAUCUAAAGUUAAUGCUGUGAAAUGCUGGGCUUGAUCGAAUUAUAGUAUAUUUUCGGGGUAUGCUUUACAUUUAGGCUGAAAUUACAGUUGUCGCAUGUGAUGUUAAAGAAAAAGAUAAACAAAAACAUAAACAAAAACGUUAAUAAAUCUAUAACAAAAUGUAAUACUAAUCUAGAAUUAAAGAAAAUGAAAUGGAAGAGUUGAAGUUUGACGCCUACAGAUAAUAGAAUAGUGGAGGAGGAUCACCUAUGCGUUUUUUUGCAAAGUUAUUCAAAUGCGAUCUUUGAUGUGAUAUUAUUAAAUGCAUAUGUUGAGUUUUUUUUUUGGCGAUUUUUGAUAUGCAUGCAUUGAUUCUCAUAAUAUUUUAGUUGUUAUUGUUUCUUGCAUUGGAACAUAUGUUUUAGACAUAACCACAACACUUUACGGUAAUUGCUAGUAAAUUCCUUAAAGUGUGUUACGUACCAGUAAAUUGUCGAAAUCAUAACACUCCACAACCAAUUCUUAAUGAAAUUUUUAUAGCUAGAAAUACAUACAUUUGUAGAUUUUUCGAAUUUUCAAUAUUCAUUUUAUAUCGACCAAAUUAUUUUUUUAUUUUUGUAAUUUUAAAUUCUCAUUAAAAAAAGGACAAUGAAAACGGAACUGCACUUUGAAUACCUCGAAAUUUUCUGUCGACUCACGCAUGGUUGGCGUAAUAGUACUAACUGUAAUUUCAGCGUUUUUUCAAGUCUUUUCAAGCGGUAAACCCACAACAAAGCAACAAGUCUUAUUGAGUGUCCUUUCUUUUGUCCAGAUUUUGUCCCAUAUUUGUGUGUUAUUGGCUUCCAUGCUACCGUUUUGAUUAGACAUCUGCUAGUUUAUGAUCGUUUUAAUUGUGACAUCGUAAAUAUGACUUAAUUUUUUUUUUAUAUUACAUUAAGCAAUUUUAUCCAUUUAUUACCGUAUUGUAUGUUUAAUCUCUCUUUAAUCAA